AAAGAGAAUCAUGACAUGCUCUAACUGCCUGCAAGAAGGACACAACAAGCAGGGUUGCAAAAAUGCAACUGUCUUGAAUAAUCAACCAAAGAGACCAAGAGGUCGUCCCAGGAAAAAUCAGGAACCACAUGUGCUUGGAUCACAAUCUUAUCAAGGAUCACAAUCUUAUCAAGGAUCACAACCUCUACAAGGAUCACAAGAUCAGCAAGUACACGGAUCACAGGUUCAUCUUGGAUCAGAAGGACAAAGGGUAACAGGUCGUGGAGCACAAGGAUCUAUGGCAUCAAGUGGAGCAUCACAAAGAGAACAACCUGAUAGAAGACAUGGAUCUGUAGAAGCACAAGCAGCAGCACAACCCCAAGCACAAGCACAAGGACUUGGUGGAUUGGCAUCAUGGUUUGAGUGUUCCACUUAAGCUUAGUCUCAGUUUUUUUUUCUUGUUUGAACUUAAGCUUAGUCAGGGUAUAUUUUUGUUAGCUGACAUAAGCUUAGUCUCGGCUUUCUUUUUGUUGUUUGAACUUGUCUUUAUGACAUGAUCUCCACUCGGCUUUCUUUUUUGUUGUUUGAACUUGUCUUUAUGACAUGAUCUUCCACUCGGCUUUCUUUUUGUGUCUAUGACAUCAUUGUUGUAAUGUAUGAAUGGUUCUAUCAAUGGUUCUCUCUUAACUUCUCAUUUUCAGAAAUACCAUUUCAUUGCAAAAGAUACAAACUCAUACAAGACACGACACAAACAAGACACAACACAAAACUAAAACAAGAGAAGGCACAAACGAGAGAAACAUGAACCAAGACCAAAGACAAAGACACAAACCAUAUAAGACACUAAUGCACACCUAGUAACCAAGAACUAACUUAUGUCUUUUGUCUCCAACACCAAACAGUAGGAUAACAAAGACAAUGACAGCAACACAAAGGCUCACUAAACACACUUUGAUCAUCGU
This is a messenger RNA of Arabidopsis lyrata subsp. lyrata, 941 nucleotides long. RefSeq lists its product as uncharacterized. The transcript is spliced from 2 exons. Lineage: Eukaryota; Viridiplantae; Streptophyta; Magnoliopsida; Brassicales; Brassicaceae. Bases 11 to 415 code for a protein of 134 amino acids. The record is from RefSeq and is a predicted model, not a curated record.